This is a messenger RNA of Saccoglossus kowalevskii, 5947 nucleotides long. Its product is annotated as receptor-type tyrosine-protein phosphatase beta-like. Gene Ontology annotation, molecular function: protein binding; protein tyrosine phosphatase activity. Lineage: Eukaryota; Metazoa; Hemichordata; Enteropneusta; Harrimaniidae. Gene Ontology annotation, biological process: protein dephosphorylation. The record is from RefSeq and is a predicted model, not a curated record.
UCACAGAUCCGGACAUGACAAGUCUGGUGAUAUCUUGGGGUUGCUGGCAUCUGGUGAAUUUGAUGUCUAUGAGAUCUCAAUAACCGAUCUCAAUGACGUAACAUCUGUUGCUGGUAUCGUUAACUCUGAUAGUACUUUGCAAUUCACAAUUAUGAACCUGGAACCCAGUACGGCAUAUCAGAUAUCUGUCGUUACCAGACUUGGUACCGGGGAUGAUGCGAGUCGAAGUGUACCAAGUGAAAUUACUGGUACCACAACAACCAUUCCUCCUGGCAACAUCGAAGUGCUGAAUGUAGAAGUUGACAGUAUAACCAUACUAUGGGGAGAAACUGAUGACAACUCUGCUAACGGGUAUAUCAUACUGCUCACACCUCCUGAUGGUGGUUCCUAUCCGCAGUAUCUUACCUUGGGGACGAGUAGGUUUACAUUCCCAUCGCUCACUGCAGGGAAAGAGUACUCUAUCACUGUGCAGAUAGCUGGUCUUAACGAAGGUAGAACCAUUUCAGAGCAAACAAAACCAACACCUCCAGGUGCUAUUACAGUUACUGCUGCCACUCCCACUACUAUAACAUUCAGCUGGGAGGCAGCCACGGGUGAAUUUGACACGUAUAGAAUAUUCUAUGGUGUAGAAGGAAUGCAGACAGAGUUUGACGGCUUCACUGAGAAUGAUGUCACCACUUAUACUUUGGUCAAUCUUAUACCAAAUACUUUUUAUAAUCUUGAGGUGGCUGCUAAGAGUGGUGACCAGGAUAGUGACAGAUCAUCAGUACUUGGACAGACUGCUGUUAUCCCAUUGGCUGAGAUUGCUGUCACAUCAGUGAGCACAAGCUCGAUAUCGAUAAUGUGGGGUGGCACCGACUCCUCAUCUGGUGCUUCUGGGUACCUCGUCUCAAUCACUCCAUCCAUUUAUGGACCUUUGUUUGUUGCCUUGGAUACUAUUGACUAUACUUUUAAUAAUCUGGACUCUGGUACGCUGUAUGAUAUUAUGGUUAACGUGCUGGGUACGUCAACUAGCGGCACAUAUCAACAAAGAACAGAACCCAAGCCGCCAUUGGAGGUAACUGCAGGGGAUGUUACAGAGACAACUGUUUCCAUGGAAGUCACCAUGGCUGCCAUUGGUAACUUUGAUCGAUAUGAGUUCUUUUAUGGAAGAGAUAGCGAUGAAUCUACGUAUGCCGGCAUGAUACCCUCUGCUUCGCCCUCAUUGGAGUUUAGCAUUGAUGGGUUGGACCCAGACUAUGAAUAUUUCAUCAAAGUUAAGACGGCUGCUGGUUCUGGGGAUGACUUGAUGUACAGUGUCCCAUUUGAACUCACUGUAUCAACUCUUCCUUUGGAUCCUGCCAGAAUUGUUGUUCUGGCUGUUACCACGACUACCAUUGAUAUUGUGUGGGGACCAAGCUCCAUUGGAGAUGGUUACUUUGUAAUUGCGGCAACAGCCAAUGAAAACCCGCAGUAUGCAACUACACUACUGGGAAGCUCACCUAAGCACAAAUUUAUUGAUCUGACACCUGGAACACAGUAUUCUGUUACUGUACAAGUGACUGGAACUGACAUCUCUAACUUAAUCACCCAGACAACCAGACCUGAAGCCCCAGGUACAAUAGCCGUUCAAAACGACCAAACGACAACUACAAGUAUAUCUGUUGUGUGGAGUCCACCGGUUGGUGAUUUCAAUAAUUAUGAGGUUUCGUACACUGAUGCUGUUAGCAUGGAAACUGUUUAUCAAACAGUAGCUAAAGAUAUCAACACACUGAUAAUUGACGGCUUGGACCAUUCUACGCCCUAUACUAUCACCGUGGUUUCAAAGAUUGGAUCUGGAGAUGAUGAGGUGAAGAGUGAGCCUACUAGUGUUGAAGCAUCUACUGCCGCCAUUCAGCCUGGGGAAAUUAUUAUACAGGAUGUGACAACCACUACGAUAUCUGUUUUAUGGGGAGCACCAGCCUUGCCAACAGUUGGCUACUUGGUAUCACAUGACCCAGCUGACACACCCAUAUUUGUCACAGUCACCGAAUACAUCUUCUAUGACUUAGUACCAGGACGAGAGUACACAUUAACAGUGGUGCCAACUUCUGACAGUGCCCUAGCUACGCAGAUUGUGCAGAGAACAAAGCCAAUUGCCCCUGGCGAUAUCCAAGUUGACGUUGACGGGAUUGAACCAACUAAAAUCCCAAUAUCUUGGGAGGCUGCGACUGGUGACUUUGACGGGUAUGAAAUUAGUUUCAUCGCUCCUGAUGGAACCGAGACAGUGGCAGAUUUGGUAGCAGCUGAACAACUGGACUAUACAUUGGUUGGCUUAGAACCUGGUAUUCUGUAUACUAUUCAAGUUUCCACCAGAGUUGAUGGUGUUACUAGUGAAGUAUCGGAGACGCAAGCAUCCACAGCACCAUUGGAGCCAAUAGAGAUUGUUGUGAUCAGUUAUAACACAACGUCUAUUUCUAUAACAUGGGGAUCAUCUGUAGAUCCAACAGCUGAGAACUACAUUAUCAUUGCUACAUCAACUGGUACUGACACACAGGUUUGGACUCAAUCCGUUGACGAUCCAACACUAUACACCUUCCAAGGACUUUUACCUGGAAGAAUGUACACUAUAACAAUUCAAGUUACUGCAGCUUCUGGUAAUUUGCAAGAGAACCAAAUAACGCAGAGUACUGUUCCUCUCCCGCCAGCAAACAUCAUAUUUAUAUCAUCCACGUCAACCAGCAUCACAAUUGCUUGGGAUCCACCCUCUGCCGGUGAUUAUGAAAAGUUCCAAAUAUACUCUGCUGAAACUGACGAGGAGAUGCUGACGCUGGCUGGCACCGUGGAUAUGGGGACGGCUGUAUUUACGCUGGAGCGGCUGAUGGAAGCUACAAUGUAUCAGAUACAGGUGUUUACCGUGGUUGGAAGCGGCUCUGAUGAAGUCAGGAGUGCUGCCAGGUCAACUCAACAGCAAACAAAAGCUACCAUUCUUAGAGUCUUGACUACGACCAUUAAUUUCAUCUAUGUGAAAUGGACAGCACCUUCCAUAAGUUUUGACACGUACACUUUGACCUACGAUCCAUCAGAUGGCUUACCAGCAUCACCAAUCCAGGACAUUCCACCAUUACAAUCAACUCAAAGCAUUAGUAGUCUAACACCUGGACAGGAAUACAGUCUUGUGUUGUCUGUGGUUGGCAUGACAACAUCAGAGUUGGACUCGCUGAAAACAAGAACAAAUCCAUUACCACCUGGAGCUGUGACUAUUGACGACUUUGGUGCUAAUUUCAUUGAAAUCAGUUGGGCUGCCCCCAUUGGUGAAUCUAUUUAUGAUCACUUUGAGAUCACCUACGUGCCUGAUGAUCGUACUGAUUCGCAACCUGUUCUUCUCCACGCCGUACUGCCACGAAUGUUGCGAAUUGAUGGCCUUAAUCCUUCUACCCAAUAUACUAUUACAGUUGUGACGGUUAGUGGUGCAGCGAAGAGUUUAUCCGGUAAAAGUGUUCAACAACUCACUGCGCCAGGAACAGAGGGUGCUAUAACAGUUAAAGAGGUAACACAUGACACUAUUGUGCUAUCUUGGGUACGUGUUACUGGAGCCGGAAGCUAUACGAUUGCCUACGCAGAUGAGUUGCAUACAUCUUACAUUACUGGUUUCGAGUUGGAAAAUUUGGUACCUGGUCGACAGUAUAUGAUUAGUAUUACAUCUAGUACUGGGACUGUAACGUCAAUUACUCAGGCUACAAUUCCGUAUACACCAGUGAAUGUGCAAGUACAACUGGUAACAUCUCGGAGCACCGUUGUCACCUGGGAUAAAGUCACCCAAGGAGAGUUUGAUUCUUAUGAAGUCACUUAUUAUCCAACGAAUGGGUUGACUGAGUCCCCUAGUUACAUCACGCCAAAAGACAAUUCACAAAUCCUGCUGGAUGGCCUCCUCCCAGAAACUGAAUAUACGAUCUUUGUUUCAUCGGUUACCGGAUCCGGCAAUUACAGAGUCAGCAGUGAUAAAGUCAUGGUCAUAGCAACGACUGAACCACCAGCAGCUGCAGAAAUCAACGUGGACCAAGUAGAAGACACAUCAAUUGAUAUCAGCUGGGGAGCUAGUACUGACCAAUUAGCAGUCUUCUAUGAAGUCACAGCAUCUUCAGAACUGGGUCAAAUUAUACAACAACAAAACAUUAAUUUUGGUGACCCAACUGAGUAUCAGUUCACAGGGCUGGCGCCAGGUGAAACAUACACCAUUUCUGUUACUGUCAUGGGAACUGAUGAAAGCGACACGGUUAUACAGAGAACUCGACCAUCCAAACCGGGAGCCAUCAUACUAAACAAAGUGACCCAGUCUAUACUUUCAUUUUAUUGGGUCCCUGCGGCUGGUAAUUUUGACUUCUACGAAGUACGCUACAACAUGGCUGGUGGUGAUAUUAUUGUUGCUGGUACUCAAACUCCAGAUGAAGAUACCAUCUUCACUUUGUAUGAACUGUUCCCAGUUACGGAUUACACUAUCACCAUAGUGACCGUGAUUGGAAGCGGUGAUGAUAAGAUGAUGAGUCAACCAAGGAGUACAACACAGAGAACAGCUACCCAGACUAUUAUGGUAACAGAGAGAGGUCAGAGUUCAUUGGAUGUCAGCUGGAUACCUCAGGGUGGUUCCUUUGUCAAUUACGAGUUCACAUAUACCCCCUCUGAUGGCAACCUGCAGUCUCCAGUUACAGUCGCUAAGAGUAGUGAUCCGGGUGUGACUUUGGAUGAUCUGACGCCAGGCACCCAAUAUAUGCUGACUGUCUCCACUGUUGAAGUUGAUGGCAGCAGAGAUGAUGUUGGUCAGACAACUGCUGUGCUUGCUCCAUUCCCUGUAAGUAACAUAGAGGUUACUCUCAUUACGUCAUCGGGAGCCACGCUGACCUUCACGACACCAGUCGUGGGAACAUUUGAUACGUUCCAUAUCACCAUUGAACUACAAGCUUCUGGUGCUGGUGUUGGCAACACAGAUGAUAUUAUUAUUGUCAUGCCCAGCGAUGCAUGCCCUGUGGUACAGUUGAUGGGAUUAGAGCCGGAUACGGAUUAUCUGGUAACUAUAGUGACACGAACUGGUACCACUGAUAGCGUACCUGGUACCUAUGCUUUCAGAACAGCUCCAGCCGAUGAAGGAGACAUUAUUGUAAUGGAAGUUACCAUGACAACCAUUUCAAUUCACUGGAUGGAGGUCACCAGCGAUUUCAACCAGUAUACAAUAGCAAUGUCAGGAGAUGACAAUAAGAAUAUGUAUGAUGUGGUAUCGCGGAGUGGAAGUCGAGAGAAGAUGUAUGACUCCUUAACACCUGGAUCUCUGUAUACUAUAGUGUUGACAACCAUUGGAGGCAAUGACCCUGUGACAUCAUAUGAACAGAUCAGAACCAUUCCAUCACCACCAGGAGAGGUGACUGUUAUCUCAGUAACAGACGUUACAGUUGUACUUUCCUGGAUAUCGGCAAGUGGUAACUUUGACGAAUACGAAGUAUGUUACAACCCUGUGCCGAGCGAUGCAACACAGUCCCCGAUACAGGUAUCCAAGGCAACACCCACCAUAAUGUUGGACGAUCUAUAUCCAGAAACUGUAUACACAGUUAGUAUCGCUGCUGCUAAAGGAGUGGCAAAUAUCAAUAAACAGUUGAGUGAAAAACAAACAGUUGUCAUAACUACUGGUCAGAGUACCAAACCACCAAUGCCGGGUGACAUAACGAUUGAUGCCCGCACAGCAACCAUGUUCACUAUUUCAUGGAUACCACCAUCAAGCAAUAACUUCUUACAGUACGAGGUGAUAUACACACCGACUAUUGGUUUCCCAGAGUCUCCUAUCAUUCUUGCUCAAAGUGCAACUACGUUGUCUCUAAAUUACCUGAUCCCUGGAACAGAUUAUGAUGUUUCCAUAGUAACUAUUGCUGGUACUGGUGAGAAUGUCAGACGAAGUGAUCCCAGUGAGAAAACUAUAUCAACGCGGCAAACUUUGAAAUGA